AUGACAUCUUUCAAAACUUUGGCUAUUCUCGCUAUUUUGGUGGCUGUUUCUUUGGCGCAAUUUGGUGGACAAGGUGGAUCUGAUUCAAACUCACAAGGAUCACAAUCUGGAUUCUCAGUGAACUCAACGUCCGGUGGUUUUGGUGGAAAUGGAAAUCAAGGUGGAUUUGGUGGAUCUUCGAACAACAGCUCCUCAUCAAAUGGCGGACAACAAAAUCAACAAGGGGGAAAUGGGGGAUUCUCAAGCAACUCGACUUCGGGUGGAUUUGGAGGAAAUCAACAAAAUGGAGGAUUUGGUGGAAACCAAUAA
Caenorhabditis angaria is the source of this 309-nucleotide messenger RNA. Lineage: Eukaryota; Metazoa; Nematoda; Chromadorea; Rhabditida; Rhabditidae. The record is from the annotation of a GenBank genome assembly.